This is a messenger RNA of Cicer arietinum (chickpea), 3848 nucleotides long. RefSeq names its product tyrosine-sulfated glycopeptide receptor 1. Lineage: Eukaryota; Viridiplantae; Streptophyta; Magnoliopsida; Fabales; Fabaceae. The record is from RefSeq and is a predicted model, not a curated record. Gene Ontology annotation, biological process: protein phosphorylation. Gene Ontology annotation, molecular function: ATP binding; protein kinase activity; receptor serine/threonine kinase binding.
AUAAAAAUUUAAUAGUGAAUUAAAAAAAACGUCACCCCCACUUCCUCUUUCCUUUGUCUCUGAUUCAUAGUCAAUGGAUGGUCAUGGUCUCAUCUCAUCCUCCCAUGCCACCACCAAAAAUCUAUUUCCCCAUUGGUUCAUCAUACCCUUUUCUUCUCUUCUUCUUCUUCACCAUUCUUCUUCACUUCAACCAUCAAAUUCAAUCCAAAGACUCCACCUUUAUCUUCUUCUUCUUCUAACCACCACUAUUACUACACUACCCCCCUUUGUCUUCUCAUGAAAUCAACAUCACAACAACAACAACAACAACAACAACCCUUUACCUCUUACAUGGUUUUUUCCAAAUUAAUGGUCUCUUUCACAACAAUACCCUUAUUCUUCUCCUUGUUUCUUCUCCAUGUCUCUUCUUCUUGUAACCAAAUUGACAAAGAUUUACUCUUGUCUUUCUCUUCAAACAUUUCAAUUUCUUCACCUCACCCACCUCUUAAUUGGUCUUCUUCUUUUGAUUGUUGCAAUUGGGAAGGUAUAAUUUGUGAUCAAAAUAACAACCAUGUUACUCAUCUUUUGUUACCUUCUAGAGGUCUUAAUGGUUUCUUUUCACCUUCAAUUUCUAACCUUCAAUCACUCUCUCACCUUAAUCUCUCACAUAAUAAGUUGUAUGGUAAUCUUCAAACACAGUUUUUUUCACUUCUUAAUCACCUUUUAAUCCUUGAUUUGAGUUAUAAUCAUUUAUCUGGUGAAUUGCCAUCUUUACCUAGCAAUAGAAAUAGCACUAGUGUUGUUGUUGUUGUUGAUUUCUCUAGUAAUUCAUUCAAUGGAACAUUACCAAUUUCACUACUUCAGAAUCUUGCAAAAGGAGGGAAUUUGAUUUCUUUCAAUGUUAGUAAUAACAGCUUCAGAGGUCAAAUUUACACUUCAAUCUUUUGUAUUCAUGAACAUAAUAAUAAUUCAGCUUCUUUAAGAUUCUUGGAUUAUUCUUCCAAUGAUUUUGAGGGUUUUAUUGAGACUGGUUUAGGAGCAUGUUCUAAGUUGGAGAGAUUUAGAGCAGGUUUUAAUUUGCUAUCAGGGACUAUACCAAUUGAUAUAUUUGAUGCUGUUUCCUUAAAAGAAAUUUCACUGCCACUUAAUAAAAUCACUGGAACUAUUGAUGAUGGCAUUGUUAAACUUAAGAAUCUCACUGUUUUGGAGCUUUAUUCCAAUCAUUUAACAGGUUUUAUUCCUAAGGAAAUUGGUAAACUUUCCAAGUUGGAAAAGUUGCUUCUUCAUGUCAACAAUUUGACAGGUACUAUUCCACCGUCUUUGAUGAAUUGUGUCAAUCUUGUUCUGUUGAAUUUAAGGGUCAAUAAAUUGGAGGGAAAUCUCUCAGCAUUCAAUUUCUCUGGAUUUGUAAGACUUGUUACACUUGACCUUGGUAACAAUAGGUUUACAGGUUUUUUACCACCAACCCUUUAUGAUUGUAAGUCACUUGCUGCUUUAAGGCUUGCAUCUAAUCAACUUGAGGGACAAAUUUCAUCUGAGAUGCUUGGACUUCAGUCUCUUUCGUUCUUGUCGAUUUCUGAUAACCAGCUGACGAAUAUCACCGGUGCUCUUAGAAUACUUACUGGUCUCAAGAAGCUUAGUACCCUUAUGCUCUCCAAGAAUUUUUACAAUGAAAUGAUACCAAAUGAUGUGAACAUGAUAAUAGAUUCUGAUGGUUUUCAAAAUAUCCAAGUUCUUGGCUUAGGUGGUUGUAAUUUCACCGGUGAAAUACCAAGUUGGCUUGAAAAUUUGAAGAAGCUUGAGGCUUUGGAUUUGUCCUUUAAUCAAUUAAGUGGCUCAAUUCCUCCUUGGUUAGGCACACUUCCUCAGCUUUUCUACAUAGAUUUGUCUGUUAACCUCCUUACGGGCGUGUUUCCGAUAGAGCUCACAAGACUCCCGGCGCUAGUGUCACAACAGGCAAAUGAUAAAGUAGAAAGGACUUACUUGGAGUUACCUGUCUUUGCUAAUGCCAACAAUGUUUCCCUGCUGCAAUAUAAUCAGCUUUCCAGCCUACCACCGGCAAUAUAUCUGGAAACUAAUAGUCUUAGUGGAAGCAUUCCAAUUGAGGUCGGGAAACUGAAAGUCCUUCAUCAGCUGGACCUGAAGAAAAACAACUUCUCUGGCGAUAUACCAGAUCAAAUUUCAGACUUGGCUAACUUAGAGAAACUAGACCUCUCGGAAAACCAAUUAUCGGGAAAAAUUCCUGAUUCUCUCAAUCAGUUACAUUUCUUGUCUUUUUUCAGUGUAGCAUACAAUAAUCUUCAAGGACGGAUACCAACUGGCAGUCAGUUCGAUACUUUUUCCAACUCCAGCUUCGAAGGAAACCCGCAAUUGUGUGGAUUGGUUAUUCAGCGACCUUGUUCUUCUUCUCAACAAAAUACUACUAGUGCAGGUAGUGGCAGCUCAAACAAAAAAGUAAUAGUCAUACUUAUUAUUGCGGUCUGUUUUGGCAUAGCUACUAUGAUAACAUUGUUGACACUGUGGAUACUCUCAAAGAGAAGGGUCAAUCCCGGAGGAGAUCACGAUAAGAUUGAACUCGAAUCGAUUUCUCCGUACUCGAAUAGUGGAGUUCAUCCUGAGGUUGACAAGGAAGCUAGCUUAGUGGUGUUGUUCCCCAACAAAACUAAUGAAACAAAGGAUCUUUCCAUAUUCGAGAUCAUAAAAGCCACUGAAAAUUUCAGUCAGGCAAAUAUAGUAGGAUGUGGCGGUUUUGGUUUGGUUUAUAAAGCAACAUUUUCAAAUGGAACUAAAUUAGCCAUCAAGAAACUUUCAGGAGAUUUAGGCCUUAUGGAAAGGGAAUUUAAAGCAGAAGUAGAGGCUUUGUCAACAGCACAACAUGAGAAUCUUGUAGCAUUGCAAGGCUACUGCGUGCACGAUGGUUAUCGGCUACUCAUAUAUAAUUACAUGGAGAAUGGAAGUCUGGAUUAUUGGUUGCACGAAAAGGCGGACGGUGCUACUCAACUUGAUUGGCCGACUCGCUUGAAGAUCGCACUAGGAGCAAGUUGUGGUUUGGCCUAUUUGCAUCAGAUAUGCGACCCGCACAUUGUGCACCGCGAUAUAAAGUCGAGCAACAUACUCCUUAACGAGAAGUUUGAAGCACGUGUUGCCGAUUUCGGGUUGUCGCGGUUGAUUCUUCCAUAUCAAACUCAUGUUACAACAGAACUUGUAGGUACAUUAGGUUACAUUCCUCCGGAGUACGGACAAGCAUGGGUGGCUACUCUGAGAGGAGAUGUGUACAGCUUUGGGGUCGUUAUGCUCGAGCUUCUCACCGGAAGGAGGCCUAUGGAUGUAUGCAAACCAAAAAUUUCAAGGGAGUUGGUUAGUUGGGUUCAACAGAUGAAAAUUGAAGGAAAACAUGAUCAAGUAUUUGACCCUCUUUUGAGAGGGAAAGGAUUUGAAGAAGAGAUGCUGCAAGUACUUGAUGUGGCAUGCAUGUGUGUCAACAUGAAUCCUUUCAAGAGACCAAGUAUAAGAGAAGUUGUUGAAUGGCUAAAGAAUGUUGGAUCAACCAACCAACAAAGAAAUAAAGACUAGAGAGGAACAUUUGUGUCCUUCAACACAAAAAUUGUGACAGUAGAUAUGUAUACUUGUGCAAAUUUUUUUUUUUUUUUUGCUUUUUUUUAUAAAUACAGAUUGUCAUUUUUACCAAUUUUAUAUGUUGACUCACCCUGUCAGAAGACUAUUGCCAUAAAGAUUUUGUGAAUUGUAUUUAUGUGAUCAUCCAUUUUCAACUGCAGAAAACUUUGUAUUAUAGAAACUAGUGUCAUUUCUUAUGCAGAAACUAUUCCUUCACAUUUCAUCGGCUUCUAAUAACUAUAUCUUGUUAAGAA